Messenger RNA from Styela clava, 2358 nucleotides. The record is from RefSeq and is a predicted model, not a curated record. Lineage: Eukaryota; Metazoa; Chordata; Ascidiacea; Stolidobranchia; Styelidae.
UCAGGUUUUUUUCCUUUUUCAAACAAUAAUGUUUUAAAUAGUAUUGUCACGUAAUAAUAAUCUGGACUUCUAAGGGAAACUCAUAUGGAUACGCUCGUUGUUCCCGAGCUUACUGUUAAUAACGGUUCAGUCGUGAAUGGAGUAUCUGAUAAUGACAUCACAAUUGUUGUUGACGACGUCGAUGACGUCACGGAUAACGAUGAUGUCAUCGGAGAUUCCGUUACCAUAGAAACACUAACAAAAGAGGAUUUAGGACUUGACGAGGAAGACGGAGACGACGUUUAUGAUGGAUUAAUACGUGAUUUUCGAACAAAGAUGGAUAGCUUGUCUUUCAAACGACUGAAUAGGAGCGAGCUUAGAGCUAAAGCUGCGAGUUUUCGUGCGAUGAAAGAGCAAGGCACUUCAAAAAAUAAAACAACAAGAUUUGAAAGAUCAAAGACAAGCCGACAUGUGAUGUUACCUGCAGUAAAAUUUCAGGAUCUCGACGACGAAGAAGCAUACCGAAGAGAUACUGGCGGGAGUUCUCAUGACCGAAGCCGAGCAUCAAGCGGAGCCAGUACAGCUAGCAAAUCUGCGAGGAGAUAUAAACAACAGCGGUCGCAGAUGAACAGAAAGAAAUCAGUAAUGGGAGCUAUCAUGAAAAGGGGAAGAACAAUGCGCAAAACUUUGCGCGCGAUGCACAUCAACGAAGCUGAUCACCAUGACAGCGACGGAUACGGUUCAGCGCCUCCGACCAAUGAACAACGACUACGUAUGUUCGUUUUGAAAGAAAUAUUAGACACAGAGACGGAAUACUUAAAACUGUUGGAAUUUAUGGUGGAGGUCAUGACCCCUAGUAUCCAGAAGAUGGGAGAAGAUCAAACUCGUGCUCACUCAUGCAAAAAGGAAACUACGUCACAAAUUCUCUCGAAUGUGUCAGAAAUCCAUUUGCUUCACUUUGACUUUCAUAAAGCAUUAGAAGAAGCACUCUCUCCUAUUCCGUAUCAUACUCAUCGCAUCGGAAAAGUAUUUCUAGAAUUCAAAGACAAGUUCAGUGUUUACGAUGAAUACUGCUCCAACUUCACAAGAGCUCAAAAAGUUUGUUACGAACUUGAGAAAGAUCCGGAUUUCCAAGAGUUAAUAACGGAAUGGAAAACCAGCGUUGAAAGUCAGAGUCGAAAAUUUCUACACUUGGAAGGGUUUAUUAUUUCACCUGUUCAACGCAUAUGCAAAUAUCCACUGUUUCUCAAAGAACUCAAAAAAUACACGCCUUCUCAGCAUAAAGAUUUUAAAGACGUCACUCAAGCACAAAAAGUUAUGCAAGAAGUAACACAGUCAGUCAAUGAAAGCGAACGACGACAGAUUAUGGUUCAAGCCAUCAAAGAUAUGGAGAAUAUGUGCGACUCCUGGGAGCAGUCGGGGUUCGUUUCAAAACAAGGAUUCAUGACAAAGCGAGGCGGAUCAGUAAAGUCCUGGUAUAUCCGAUGGUUUCUUCUCAGAGGUUACAAGUUAGCCUACUACAACGAACCCACAGAUCUUCAUCCAAUUGGAGUUCUUGAUUUGACUUCGUACAAGUCUCUUGAACCUGAUGCGUCCCAUGUUGGAAGACCGUAUGCUUUUGGAAUCAAAAUGCCUGAACGCACGUACUAUAUGUACACAACAUCUGAGGAAGAACGGCAGGAAUGGAUUAACAUAUUGCAGUGGAAAUUCGAAGGCAUUGAAAGGAGUCGAAGACAAGCUCAUCGUCCAUUUGAAACCGUUGUAUUUUCAUCGCUCUCUUCUUUCCUACAUCCAAAAAGUCAGCGAGUUGAUUCGUCCGACGACCAACUGGACGAGCCUGAAGAUCCCAAUUGUGAGGUCAUAAACGUCGGUCCAACAAUACUUUCACCUAAAAAAAGCGACGAAGACCAGGUUUUUGAUGACAGUGAUUCGAGCACUACUGACUCGCAAUCUAAAAAAGCUCCAAGGCACAAAUCGCUAUCCACGAGUCUUAACACUUCGCCUAUUGACAAAAAGAUCACUAAAAAGGCGCGUAGAAAAACUGUCACAAACACGAUCGAAAAAUCGCCUUCCAGGGCGAGACGGAUCAGUAACUUUUUUCCGUCAACAAAAAAGAGCAACAAGAAGCGAGUCGGCAGCUCUUGAUUUUAUAAAUUUUUGUUUCAUUGCUAUGAAUGACAUAAAGAACGCGAAAUAUUUAUUUCCGAUACCCCCCUACUGCCCCAUUCAAAGGCGAAUUAGCUGGCGAUAUUUUGGACCAAAUCCUGGCGUGCUCGCUAUUGUCACAGAUAUGGUUUUGCCAUUGUGAUAGUUAGAUCAUAAUACUCAAAAUUCCGGAUUGGUUAUUUAUUUAUACGACAUCUCUACACUUGACAGCAA